ACCGUCAGAGUCUCAACAUGAACGUCUGUCCCACUUUGAUCUGCUUCUUCUUCCUCUCUCUGCAGGAUGGAAACCCAAUUGAUAUCUACUUGCAGACUGAAGGAGGAGAUAUAGGAGUUUAUUGCUACUCUCCUUCAUCUGGAAACACAACGUUCUUCUGUAAGAAUGAAUGUCAAGGAAAAGGAGACCUUCUCAUUGAAACAAGCAGUGACACAGCUCAGAGCGGCAGAUACGGGAUUGAACAUGAAACACUAAUAGCAAACACUUCUGUAGCCGUCAGCAUCUCCCAGCUGACCAAGUCUGACUCUGGGCGGUACAGGUGUGGUCUAAACAAAUCUCUGUCUUCACAUUCAUACAGCGACUUUGAAAUCAUUGUUGUAGAUGCACUGCUGGCAAGAAAUCCUCCUGAAGUAAAAACCUUCUAUAAGACACCUGGAGAUAGCGUCAUCGUGUCAUGCUUCUUUUCUCUCUCUGGAAGCAGGAAGUACUUCUGUAAGGAACAAUGUGAAGACAAAGACAUUCUGGUUCAAACAACCAAUGUCAGCACUCAGAGAGACAGAUACGGCAUCAGAUAUGUGGAAGGAUCUGUGUCAGGAGGAUAUCUGUAUGUGACCAUCUCCCAGCUGACCUGGUCUGACUCAGGACGCUACAGGUGUGGUCUGAACACAUCUUUCUCUCCAGAUCCUUACCAAGAGUUUAGGGUCGCUGUCACAGAUGCUGAGACUUAUGGUGUGCUGCUGUAUUUGGUCGUGACUCUUCUCAUCAUUGUCAUCAUCUCUGUGCUGGCGCUGACGAUCAUCUGUAUUCGGAGAAAGUGCAAACCCAACGGUUCCGCUGGAGGACAGUCAGAUGGCCUGAACUUAAAGGUUCCUCAGGUUGCCCCACAUUUCUACAAUGAGAACUGUAAUCCAGUCUUCAUCUUAGAAAACUCCACCUACAUGAACCUCGAUCCAGCCACCAGGGAUAAGAACCAAAGCUACUGUACAAUCUCACAAAUACGACACACAUGAGCUGGAGCGUAGGGCUGGGUAUCACUGAUUUCCUAAAUCAAUCCUGAUUCCGAUUCUCAGCGUCCUGAUUGGAUUACAUUUCUGAUUGGCUAUCAAUCAGGUUAGGGAAUUUCAGUUCCAAUCCCAGUUUAUCUCGAUAUAAAAGAGAUUCUCAAACAACUUCUGCUGUAAAUUGUACCAAGCAAGAAGCAACAAUAUAUUUUAUGAUGCACCAGGUUCAUGUUUACAUUAAGAACUGAGGCCUUAAAAAGUUUGAUUAAAAGACUUUUUACUUCUCCAUCCAUUGUGAAAAGGCAGAUAAUAUAAGACCAACUUUCUGGAAUUAAAUAAGUGAUAUCAGAUCACUUCAAGCGUCCAGUUUGUGCUCAGUGUGCUGCAUUUAGAGAAAAAUGGUACACUGCAAAGACAAAGCAGAAGCCAAUUACUUCUGUAUUUUCAGUGCAUUUCUUAAUGCAAUGUGUAUGUUGUUAAAUUGGAGAAUGUGUUUCUCAUUUUGCUGGAGUGUUACUUCUUCGCAGUGUGUUUUAUUUGCAUGUGUUUUCUUGGGUUGCAUUUCGUUGAUCUCUUUGGGCCACUGUACAUUUGUAGUCAAUGGAGUUUCUUUUACAUCUUCAAUUGUGACACGUUAUCUAAAUUUAUAAUUAGGGUCUGAACACCAACCAUGUCAGUUGGUGAAGGUCCAAUGCAAUCUCUCUGUUUAUGAAUCACAAUUCUGACAGGCUAUAGGUGCUCAAAAAAUUUAAACAUUGCCCAUGUAUCAGAAGUGGCGACCAUUGACAUCUGAUGAGUGUCUCGGGCUGGAGUCUGGUAAAUUGGCUCUUUAGCCACCCCAACAGCAAGUCAGCUAUAUUGAAUUUACUUUGCCAAUUUUGGAGAAAAGAAUUACCAUUUCCAGUUUUUGUACUUUAACAUACUCCUACAUAUUUAACUCAAUGUACCUCUAAAUGCGCAGUACAAUGUAAAGACCUUGGCAAAGCUAAAUUGCGAAGCUUUUGAGUUUCUGUCCAGCAGCAUGGGUGUAGUAGGGUGUUGAACUUCCAUGUUACACCGCAAACAGGAACUACUUAUUACUAGAGUGUACAUUGUUCAAUCUGCCCCUAAUUUCUCAUGCAGAAUAACAGUCCAGGUCUAAUGACAUACACAUGGGGAGUGAUUAUAUUACAGUCAUAGCGCCACCUGCUGGCAACAGGAAGUCAGCUUCAUGUGACAAACAUUAUCCGAUUUACAUGAAAUUGACAAUGUGUGGUCUAAACAUUAUAUAGAGCAACAUAAUGCAAGUCAUCCAACAUUUGUAAUCAUAAUCUCCAGCGCCUGGCACUUUCACUGCACGAUGGUCACCACAACGCAGGGCAACGUCAACGGCAUUUGUUUUCUCCAGAAUUAUAAUACUCUUGAAUGCAUUUCCUACAUACCUUCUUCAUGUAUUUAUCUCUUUAUCAGCUCUCGUUUGGCUCUCAAUGAAGGCGGUCGCAUUUUUCUCCCUCUCCUUCCCGUUUCCUGCCCUGCUUUGCUCUCUCGUCUAGUCUUUGUCUCUGUGUACUCUUAGAGUCUCUCUCUCUGCACUGCUCCUAAAUUAAGAAUUAUGGAUUUGAUCAACUGGUCUCUCAGCGCAAUUGACACCAUCGACAAGAAGCUCGGGUUCGGGGGAACCCGACUGCCUUGCCGGAACGUUUGCAGCUGGCUACACGAUGGACGCGUGGGAGAGGUGGCGGGUCGUGUGUCUGGCGGUUCUUUCCGUGGAGGACAUUGAAGAUAUCUACCUAUUCGGAACCAUGAUAACAGGUCUUUUGCUGAUUGGCUCAGGCAUUGCCCUGGUUUAUCGAGAAAUUAAAAAGAAGACGGGAACCGAGCUAAAUACCAGGCUGCCCGUCAUGGUUGAAGCUGUGGGCAGAGCUGUCGGAACUCAAAUUGUGACUCUGAACUCCAUGAGCCACAAAUUGGAUACUGUGAUUACCAUGGGCCAACAAUUGGAUACCAUCUUGAUGAGACUGUCAGCUCUGGACAAACUGGACAACAUCUUGGGGAAACUCACGGUUUUGGCAUGGAAAUUUGAUCGAUAUGGAGACCAGAGGGGACACUUCAGAGAAGUCGAGAGUGACUAACUGCGGCUCCUCGCCCCAAGGCAAAACAAAUUCCAAUCUUAUCUUUUCGGCUCCUGAACCAGCGCUGGCCUUGGCCAAGGCCGGUGUUGAAUACUCACUCCCCCUGGAGCACUACAGCGAGGCACACUCUUGCGCUCCUUACCCGACUCCCACAGACACCUGUUGAUUGUUGACUCGUACGGGUCCUGUUUCAGGGCUGACUCCAUGGCAACCGGCUGUGUAUCGCUAUGUCAAUCGUGCGGACUGAGAAACCCAGAUUACGGGGGCCAGACGUAGCUUGACUACUCAGGCCUACACACACACAAACUCUUACAUAUAUACAGAUAUGCAAUCACCCCCCACCCCCUAUCCAGUGCCUUCACAGCUUCUACCCCCAGUCAGGCGGGCGGGUCUGGGACCAGCGCCUUUGUUUGGCUGCAGGACCAGAUGUCUGCUUGCCUGUGCUGGACUACCUCAACCCCAACACCCUCAUCCCCAUGCACCCAACUCCCCCCCCACCCCCCCUCCAUUGCGUGUCUUGUGUGCCCUUGUACUGGUUAUGUGCUUAUAUUAUGUUGCUGAGGUGUUUUUUUCCUGUUCCCAAACUGUACUCCUACUGGGGCAUAGUCUGGGAGU
Molecule: messenger RNA, 3727 nt
Organism: Perca fluviatilis (European perch)
Lineage: Eukaryota; Metazoa; Chordata; Actinopteri; Perciformes; Percidae
Product: polymeric immunoglobulin receptor-like
Exons: 6
Coding region: 18-1010 (330 amino acids)
Source: RefSeq, a predicted model, not a curated record